Molecule: messenger RNA, 1371 nt
Organism: Trichoderma aggressivum f. europaeum
Lineage: Eukaryota; Fungi; Ascomycota; Sordariomycetes; Hypocreales; Hypocreaceae
Exons: 2
Coding region: 1-1371 (456 amino acids)
Molecular function (GO): heme binding; oxidoreductase activity, acting on paired donors, with incorporation or reduction of molecular oxygen; iron ion binding
Source: RefSeq, a predicted model, not a curated record
AUGGCCGCCUUCUACCUCCCCUACACAUACGGGACUUUCCUCUCCGGCCGUAUGCAUCAUACGAUGAAGAAACUCCAUCGCAAGUAUGGCCCCAUCAUACGUGUUGGCCCGAAUCAUCUGGCAGUUGACGGAUCCAUCGCUUGGCCCGAAGUGUUUGGACACCAGAUGGAUAAAGAAGAGUAUGGGAAGCUACCGAAUUAUUUAUUUGUAGGGGACAUUAUAUCUAUCAUUGGGGCUCCAAAAGACGUGCAUAGACGGCAACGGCGGCAACUGGGCCAUGCAUUCAGCGAUGGUGCAUUGAGAGACCAAGGGCCGAUCAUACAGAGAUAUGUAGAUCUUCUCAUGGAACGCUUCACUGAAAAGUCCGAUGCUGGGAAAAUCUUUGAUGUCAACGACUGGUUCAACUUCACCACGUUUGACGUUAUUGGCCAUCUCACUCACUCAAAGCCAUUCAACUGCCUUGAGAACGGCUCUCAUCCUUGGAUAUCGGAGUUUUUCAGAGGAUUUCGAGGCAGAUCCUACGCUCAUUUUCUUUCUCAAGUUCCCUUUGCCUUCGAAAUUGUUAAAGGACUUCGCCUGAUUCAAGACAUCAACAACAAUGAGAAAGACAAGAAUGACUCUGUUGAAAGGACGAUGGAGCGCAUCAAUUUGGGCGAUUACGCCAUUGAAGGCUACCGAGACUUUACAUCCUACAUGCUCAAGAAGAGCCACGACGGGGAAUCAAGUUUUGCUGGCUUGGGACUCCUAGCUUCAGCUACUAUCCUUAUCGGAGCGGGCGCAGAAACAACUGCUGCUGCCAUGUCGGCUCUUAUUUUCUACAUUGGCAUAACCCCGACUGCGUAUAAGAGGUUGGCCGAGGAAAUCCGCUCGGCUUUUGAUGAUGUAGAGAGCAUUACAAUCACAUCCACGCAGAAGCUGGAGUACCUUCAUGCUUGCAUUGAGGAGGCGCUCCGCGUGUACCCUCCCAUCAACGAGACUCCCCCACGAGUCUGUCCUGGAGACUCCAUUGAUGGGAAAUAUGUUCCUAGAGGAACUGCAAUUACGGUAUUCCAAGAAGUCACUUACCACAAUCCCGAACAUUUCGCCGAGCCCGACUCCUACAACCCUGAGCGAUGGCUGCCCAAGUCACAUCCUUUCUACGAUACCAAGUUCAACAAUGACAAUCGCGCGGUAUUCAAGCCUUUCAGCUACGGUCCGAGAGACUGUGUCGGUAAGAAUCUUGCUUACUCGGAAAUGCGGUUAAUUCUUUCGCGAAUGCUGUACCGUUUCGACGUGGAACUGGUUCCCGGCCAGGAGAAUUGGCAUAGCGCGCAACGCACGUUUAUGGCAUGGGAGAGGAGACCAUUGAACAUCUACCUCAAGCGUAGAUAG